AUGGACCCGCCGGAGAUGACGGCGACGACCCAGGACCCGGAGAUCGCCGGCGCGUCCAACGACUCGGAGCGCAUCGAGCGGCUCCGGGCCCAGCGGGCCGCGGACCGCGAGGCGCGGCGGGCCCAGCACCUCAUGGCGACGAGCGGCGGGGCGCCCAUGGACGCGGCGCAGGCCGCCGCGGAGCGGCCGGACCCGGAGCGCUUCGCCGCCGCGGGCCUCGUGCCCACGGACGAGACCAUCCUCCGCGCGCGGCGCGAGUACUACCCGGACGUCGAGGCCGAGUUCCUCAAGGAGGACAUCCGCAAGAACAAGGAGCAGAUCGCCGGCUGGGAGCAGCGCGCGACGAGCGUCGUCGACAUGCUCGCCGAGGCCCAGCGCAAGAUCGACGAGGCCAUGAACAUGGCGGAGCUCGACGACGAGUAA
Messenger RNA from Aureococcus anophagefferens, 423 nucleotides. RefSeq lists its product as hypothetical. The transcript has a single exon. The record is from RefSeq and is a predicted model, not a curated record. Bases 1 to 423 code for a protein of 140 amino acids. NCBI's taxonomy places the organism in Eukaryota, Pelagophyceae, Pelagomonadales, Pelagomonadaceae.